AUGGCAGACGCCCAGAAGCAGCUUCAGGCUCUCAGUGAAGAGUAUCAGAAGCUUCAGACCGAGCUCGAAGAAGCUAUCGCAGCUCGAGAAAAGCUUGAAGCCCAGCAGCAGGAGAAUACGAGUGUACAGAAGGAGUUCAAAACGCUCGACGAUGAUGCAAACAUAUAUAAACUCGUUGGACCAGUGCUUUUGAAGCAGGAUAAGACAGAGGCCGUUAUGGCUGUCGAAGGCCGCCUGGAUUUUAUAGAGAAGGAAAUCAAACGAAUCGAGAAGCAGAUCACCGAGAUACAGGAGAAGAGUGACAAUAAGAGGGGAGAGAUCAUUCAGCUACAGUCGCAAUUGCAGCAACCACAGCCCGGUGGAGCUCCCGUAGCCGCUCGAGAAUAA
Molecule: messenger RNA, 387 nt
Organism: Trichophyton rubrum CBS 118892
Lineage: Eukaryota; Fungi; Ascomycota; Eurotiomycetes; Onygenales; Arthrodermataceae
Exons: 5
Coding region: 1-387 (128 amino acids)
Biological process (GO): chaperone-mediated protein complex assembly; protein folding
Cellular component (GO): cytoplasm; prefoldin complex
Molecular function (GO): protein-folding chaperone binding
Source: RefSeq, a predicted model, not a curated record